Exophiala xenobiotica is the source of this 2106-nucleotide messenger RNA. RefSeq lists its product as uncharacterized. The record is from RefSeq and is a predicted model, not a curated record. Gene Ontology annotation, biological process: positive regulation of transcription by RNA polymerase II. Bases 1 to 2106 code for a protein of 701 amino acids. Gene Ontology annotation, molecular function: metal ion binding; transcription cis-regulatory region binding. NCBI's taxonomy places the organism in Eukaryota, Fungi, Ascomycota, Eurotiomycetes, Chaetothyriales, Herpotrichiellaceae. The transcript has a single exon.
AUGUCAUCCAGCGCCACCUCGAGCCAGGUCUCAAGCAAACUACCUCCUCCUUCGAACUCGUUCAAUUACGCGCAAGCCCCUACCGCCACCGCCACCGAUUUCUCUUACAAACGAAGCAACAGUUCAGGAAGUUUUGGGCCGGGUGCUUCAACGCGUCACACUCCCCAGGCGCGUGGGAGCCAGUCCCUCCGGAAGCAGCACAGGGGCCAGAAGAAGCCAAGGUUGUUGUUGGAUGAGGAUGCUAUUGCCGAGUCUGCCGCCAUGAAAUCAAUCAACAGCCGUAAGGGUCAGACCUCCAUCACCCACCUUAUGAACUUUAGCCUUCCUCCGCGCCCUCACAGUCAUUACCAACACCACUUCAACCACCGACAUCAAAGACGCAAUCCUACUUGGGGAUUGGGAUCGGGGUAUCACGCUGUUGACAAGGCUCGUUAUGUCCAUGCUAAUUACCGAUUCAUUGUACGUCCGGAUCGAGAAUAUCUUGCUCAGACCACGGAUGCAGAUAUAUACGUGAGCUGGGACGCUGUGUUACAGGUCCUGGCUUCAGCAGAGACCCAAGCAGCAAGCUGUCCAAUCUGCCUGUCGACACCUGUCGCUCCACGCAUGGCGAAAUGUGGGCAUAUCUUCUGCUUGCCCUGCAUGAUACGCUAUAUGCACUCUACCGACGAUGCAAAUCCCGUUCCCGAAAGGCGAGCAAGGUGGAAGAAAUGUCCAAUUUGCGAGGACAGCAUCUACAUUUCCGAGGGGAGGCCGGUUCGCUGGAUGGUCGGUCAGGACGCUAGCAUGUUAAGAGAAGGAGGCGAUGUGCUGCUCAAACUACUCAAGAGAGAACCCGGAAAGACGCUUGCUCUCCCUCGUGACACAGCGGAUGGCUACAGCCGUGCCGAUGAUAUCCCUUGGUUUCAUGUCGCCCAAAUGGUGGAAUAUGCUCGAUUCAUGAAAGGUGGCGAAGAGUAUAUGACUGUCCAGUACGACCAGGAAAUCGCCGAUCUCGAUGCUCAAGAGAAGGAAGACGAGUUGAUGUUUGGUGAUGACAACACCUGGACUCGAAAGGCUGUGCUGGCCAUUGAGGAUGCGAAACAGAAACUAUCUGGUCUUGGUAAUCCGCCGUCAACAGCAUCGAGUUCUGCGAGACAAGAUGAGGUCCCAGAAUCGUGGGAGACGGCUGGCCAGCAAGGACAAUCUACGUUGACCAGUGCCAUGAAGUCCCUCUCGGUCGAACCAUCCACUAGUACAGCCACUUCAUUAGCUCAUGCAACCCAGCCGAUCCCUGGAUCCAGUCGUGCUCAGGCACAUGCAUUCUACUUUUACCAUGCAUUACCGAAUUUCUUUCUUUCACCCCUGGAUAUUCGCAUUCUCAAGACAGCUUUUGGCGAUUUUUCGGCUUUCCCAUCUACCAUCCUCCCGCGGGUAGAGCAUAUCUCUACGGGACACAUCGUCGAUGAUGAUUUGCGAAAACGAGCAAAGUACAUGGCACAUUUGCCCUACGGUUUUGAGGUUACUUUCCUGGAAUGUGACUGGACCGAUAUCAUCAGCCCGGUAAUUUUAGAGCAAUUCCAAGACGACAUUGUGAAGAGACGAAAGAGACACUCGGAACGGGAGGCGCGUGAAGAGAGGGACAGAGUUCGUGCAGAGAAGGAGGAGGACGAUAAGCGAUGGGCUCCAGCACGGAGGCAGAGAAGGGGAAGCUCAGCGCCCAGGAGUUUCAGCGAGUCAGAUUUUCGGCCACUGAAUGACGCCAAUACCCAUCCAAGCUCGUCGCCUGGAGAAUCUGGAUUUGCUACGACACCACCCUGGAACACCAGGACGCACUCUUCAUUUGCAGCGCUUACCACUCCCGGCACGAGCCCAGAUGCACCGAGGACAGUUUGGGGCACAACAGCUGUGGUGCCGACCUCACCAUUGUUGGUCGCAGCUGCUCCCGAACCCACACAAGACGAUGGCUGGCUUCAAGGUUGGGAGAAAGACCUGCUGGACGAGCAGGAUGCGGUGGCUAUGGUUGAAGCGAGUCUCAACGACGGAGCCAGACCUGCCGCUGCAUCGUCCAAGAAAGGCAAGAAAAAGAAGAUCACGCUCAUGUCGACGAACAACCGAAGAGGUGCUUGA